UGAAACUGGGCCGCCGGCGCGAACACGGCAUCCAGCAGCUGCCCAACAAACGACGGCGCACGAGUAAACGGUAGACUGGUGGAAUAGCAGCGGCGCACCAGCAAACGGGAGACUCGUGGCAUACCCAGCGAACAAAAGAGGAUGGAGCCUCAAGCCCGCGUGCCGCGGACGCGCGACUACGCGCUGAGGCGGGCCGCCGCCGCGACGAACACGAGCUUCUUCGUGGCGCAAGCUAGAGAAAGGGCGGCGGCGCGCGCCGCCGCCAAGUCCAAAGGCAGGAAGCAGCGCAAGGCCUGGGACGCGACGCCGCCGUCGCGACCGGCGGACCGGCAGCGCGCGCACGACGAGGCGGUCGAGAGGAGGCGCAUCGCGCGCGGCGUGCCCCCGUCGAGGCCGCAGCUCCCGGAUCCGGAACGAGAGAUCAAUCGCAUCGCGACACCGAAGUCCGCGUCCAUGGACCUGGAUGAAAUAGAAGCCCCAUGGUCGCGGACACCAGCUGAAAAAACAGUAUCAUUACUGGACGACGCCUUCCUUGAGGGUAGGAGGGCAGCCGCUAAAAGGCGAGCAGCCGCACGAGCGCCGCGCACGCCCGUCGAGGAGCGGGAAAGGGCCGCGACGCGCGCGUUCGCGACACCCUCUGAUCAGGAAAGAGCAAGGCGGCGCUUCCCCUCGGAUUCCGAUGUCCCGAGGUCCCGCCGCUCGAGCCGCUCGACGACGCCGCCGCGGCGACGGAGCCGCGGGUCGAGCGGCGACUACACUUCUACCUCGUCGAGCCGCCACCAGCCUACGCAUCGAAGAAGACGGUCCAUCGUGCACGAGGAAUCGAGCGUCACGUCAGAAUGCGUCGGCGAGCCCGCACCAAUGAGGGGGAGAGGGUACACGAGCGCGCACGUCGGCACGCGCACAAGAGGUACCUCGCCCUUCGACGACGCGAAAAUUGCAAGGUCGCUGGCCGCGUACGACAGUAACGCGCACCGCGCGCGGCUGGGCGCCGCGGCCGCCGCGGACCCUUUUUCCGCCGAAGCGGCUCGGGCUUAUACGGAGUAUGCCGCAGCCGAGGCCGCGUCCUUACCUGUGAACGACGAGCCCACGGCGUUAGCGGCGGCUCGUAGACUCGCAGCGGCAGCGACGGCGAACGCGGCCGCCGCCGCCGACGCGCAGAAGGCGCACAUCGGGGUCAUUUCCGACGUCGGCGCGAUGGCGCGCGCGGUGAGUGGCUUGGUGGACAUGGCCGCGAAGCAGGUUUCGAAGAGUGACGCGUUCGCGCUGGGCGGCGGCGAGAACGGCGCGCCCGCGGAUUUGAGGGAGUGGCAGCGGAGCGUCGAGGCGAAGCUCCAGCAGACGCUCCACCAGCAGCACCAGAAUCUGUUGCGGCAGUUGAGAAGGCCGCCGCCACCUUCUAGAAGACCCUUCGCGCCCCUGAACCAGCCGCCCUCGGAACCCAUGGGCAUCCCGCCCGCGGACUCGACGGAACUCCUCGACAAGCUCUUCUCGAAGAUCUGCGACAUCGAGCAGGCCGAGAGCGACUUGUUGGACACGGUGUCGCACAAGCCGAAGAAGCGGCCCGAGCCGAUACCGCCACCUGUUAAUGAUACGAUAACGGUCCCCGAGGACGUCGCCGCUCAUUUAGGUAUUCCAAAACCCGACGUCGUCUUCCAUAUACCUGAAGGUAACAUGGCCCCGGAGGUUGAACAACCGAAGAACCUGCACGCCAAGGAUUGUUCUGUUCCACCCAGAGUGGUGGGGGAGAUCCUCGAGUACCGCGACGCCGUGAAACGAGCGGCGGAGCUUUCCGCGGCGGAAUUAUUUGGGACGGGCCUGACCCAGCCGCAGAUCAUCGAGGCCCUCGCCGAGGAGCUGCUCGAUUCCGUGUUAUCGGAGGCGACCUCAGAGCUGGACCUUGCCUUAGAUGAGUGCUCCCAGGCUAUCCUAGAAACAGCGUAAGUA
Pelagomonas calceolata is the source of this 1947-nucleotide messenger RNA. The record is from the annotation of a GenBank genome assembly. NCBI's taxonomy places the organism in Eukaryota, Pelagophyceae, Pelagomonadales, Pelagomonadaceae.